Molecule: messenger RNA, 3138 nt
Organism: Stylonychia lemnae
Lineage: Eukaryota; Ciliophora; Spirotrichea; Sporadotrichida; Oxytrichidae
Source: the annotation of a GenBank genome assembly
AUGAAUUGCUCAAUUGAUGAGAGUUUACAAGAAAAAGUCAUUGGAAACUUUGUUAUAAAGUAACGAAUCGGAUAGGGGUAGUUUGGUAAGGUAGUACUGGCACAGCAUAAACUUACCCUCCAUAAUGUUGCUAUUAAAAUUCUAGACAAAUCUAAAAUCAAAAAUGCACAAGAUCAUUAGAGACUAAAUAGAGAGAUGAAAAUUAUGAAGAAGAUGCGUCAUCCUUAUGUCAUUUAACUUUAUGAGAUUUAUGAGGAUGAGGACAGUAUAUAUCUAAUCAUGGAGCAUUGUACUAGUGACCUAUCCAAAGUGCUUCGAAGGAGCAGGCUGUCAGAGCAAUAGGCUUGCAAGUAUUUCUAACAAAUGAUCUGUGCAAUUGAAUACAUACAUUAAAUAGGUAUUGCACAUAGGGACCUGAAGCCUUAAAACAUCUUAAUUGAUCAUGAGGACAACAUAAAAAUCAUAGAUUUCGGUCUUAGUAAUUUCUAUUCAACCAGCUAAAUGCUCAAAUCAUAAUGUGGAUCUCUUUGUUAUGCUGCUCCAGAAAUUCUUGAAACCUCGGAUUCUCCUCGUGAAUAUAAUGGAUUAUUCACAGAUAUCUGGGCUCUUGGUGUUAUAUUAUAUAAUCUCUUAACUAACUAGCUUCCCUUCACUGAUGGUAUUCCUUAUAAAUUGACUGAUAAAAUCCGAAGAGUUGAAUAUGUUAAGCCAAAGAUCUUGAGUGAUAAGUCAUUAUCACUAAUUGAGAGAAUAUUUGUCAGAGAUCCAAAUUAAAGGGCGGAUAUAAAAGCAAUAAAACAGACAGAGUUUUUCAAUUUAAUUCCUUUCUAAAAUAAAUAAGGAAUAUUACCACCUGGCCCCUAUCCAAUUGAUGAAAUUGUCAUUUAAAAAAUCCAUAAAAACUUCAACAUCCUCCCUGAAUAACUUAGAGCAGAUGUAAUAAGAAACAAGUUCAAUUCUCACACUGCAAUCUAUCAUAUGCUAUGUAGAAAAUAAGAUAAAAUUGAGACUUUAAAAGAGGUGCCUAAAUAGAAGAAUAAAUUUAAUAACAAUUGUAUCAAAUAGCCAUACAUUGCCGUAAAAUCUCCUUAAGAUCCACGAAAAAACUUAGAUGGAGAAAUGGAAGAAUAGCAGAAAAUUGGACAAAAGAAAAUUGAAAUUUCAUUGAGAAGUUUGUAGCCCUAAGAUGACUUUAAUAAGCAACUCAGCUAUGACGUUGUAAAGCUUAUUCAUAAUGACUAAUCAAUAAUUGCUGACAAUAUGAUGUUUGGAGUUGAUCAACAAGGAAUCCCUAAGAUAAUCGAACCGAAAAUGAUUUAACAAAAGAAUUAACCAUACAACAAUAGAAAUUAGCAACUUCAACAUAAACUUACAUCUUAUCCCAGCAGUAUUAAUUCUUUCACGCUUUCAAACUUCAACUUUAAUAUGCAGUUUAGUGAAAUGCAAUCUAAAGAUGCUCUUUCAAAUAUUAACAGAACUAAUACAAAAAUGACAGAUAUGAGUAUGGGGCCAAUAAGCCAAAAUGAAAAAAACAAUAGAAGAAAUUUCCCAUAAAAAAGACUUAGUUCAGGUAGUAUUCUUAAUUAAAAUCAAUAAAGUUAACUUUUCCACUAUCAAUCAGGUUUAGUUCCAUCCAAAAAAGAUAUAUUAGAUAAUAUUUCUCCAAUUAAGGAAGAACCUAUUGAAAAAUUGAAAAUAUCUAGCCUGAUGGUCCCUAAUUUAGUUACAUCAGUGCAAAGCCCCAAGAAUUUGAUGAGCAGUAAUGGAAGUACUGUCAAUAGAUCUCCUAAAAACACUAAUGAAUUCCCAACGUUUUCUAAUAUGCCAAUUAGUCUUGUUAGAAGGUAGUCUCGGGAGAUCUAAUCAAAAUCUGUGAAUCCUAGACAGAGAAAAGAUAGUUAAAUUAAGGAGUCUAUCGUUGAACUAUAAUCUCCAACAAUUUAAGAAGAAAAACCAAGUGACUAUUAUUCUAAGGAUUAAUUGAGAAAUUAGAGUUGGUAUUAAAAAAUGUUUAAAACUAAAAUCAAUCUCAAUAAUAUCUCGAAUCUUAAUUACUUCUCGAAUCCUAAACCAAGGCCUGCACUGAGCUUAACCAAAUAAAGAUAAUAAAAAGACCUAAAAAGAAGAAUAUAUACAUUGAAUAAUAAUUAAAACUUGAGUAUAUAAAGAUCAAAAUCGCCCCUAAACUAAUCUUCUUUCCAAUCAUGCUCAAUAAAUUCCAUCGAUAAUCAAAUGGAUGAUUUAAAUUCAGUAACUAUUAAGUAUCAUGAUUCUGGAAAUAAAAUGCUCAAAGCUAAUUUGGUGUCUUAACCCUUCAUGGAUGACUAUACCUCCUCAUCUAUUCAAACUGGAUAAUCAUUUUUUCAAAGUCGAUAAGCUGCUUAACAUAGAUAUAGUUCUCAUAAAUCUUCUACAUUGAAUAUGAACAAUUAAAACAAUAACAAUGGAUGCAUUUCUCAUCAAAAUACUAACUGUGGUUGUAAUCAUAGAUAUCUAAACUCCUAAAGUAUUCCGUAAGUAAUAUAGAUAGAUAAUAGACCUUCAAUGAUUAGGCCAUAAAACUAAAUUUCUAUUAAGAAAACCUAAAAUCCUUAGAAAAAAUAAGAUAUCUAUGUGAUACUUGGUGACUAAUUUAUGAACCAUAACUAAUAAAUAACAUUAUACUAGCAAAUAUAAGAGAAUAAAACAAAAAAGGCAAAGUAGAGGAAAAACUCACUUAGAAAUAAUAUUAAUCCAAGUUCCAGCCUUAAGUCCAAUUAUCAUCUUGACUCGCAACCUAAAAUAAUAAUUACUGAUGAGAAGAUGACUUAAAGUAUUGGGAUAAGCACCUAGUAAUCAUAAAGCAGGGAAGGACACUUAGCUCCUCCAGAUUUAAAUCUACAGAUGAGUAUAAAAGAAAGUAUAAGAUUAAAAAAUGAUACACUUCAGAAUUUCUAACCUAUCAAUAGUCAGAGACCCGCAUCCCCUUCCUAAAUGAGUUCCCUGAAGUAACAACAGCAGAUAUAGCUUAGAUAAAUGUAAUAAUCCUAGCUUGAGCAAAUAUAAACCAUUACUGAGUAAAAUAUGAAAGCAUUCAUGCUAAAAUAAAGCGAAGCUCACAAAAUAAUAAGCUCUAAGAGAAGGAGAUUCAGCAACUGA